Strongylus vulgaris is the source of this 390-nucleotide messenger RNA. The record is from the annotation of a GenBank genome assembly. NCBI's taxonomy places the organism in Eukaryota, Metazoa, Nematoda, Chromadorea, Rhabditida, Strongylidae.
AUGAUGCCCAGAACGGUAUGCUCAAUGAUCAUUCACUUUUCAUUUAAAUUUCAGUCUCUUGUGGACUACGAUGAGUCAGAUUCUGACGAGGAUGAGAACAGUGCGCCUAACGACGCGCUGCCGUCAUCGUCUACCGGUAGUCCAGUUUCGACCCAGCUUGGUUCCACCACCGAAUCCGAUGGUACCACCCGAGUAGAAUCUACGAAUAUCGUCCCACCAUCGCCGUCAGGCGAUCUCUCCCCUUGCGAUGAUGACGUCUCAUCAACAAGCGGCGAAGAAGAAACAACUUCUGGCGGCGAUAUGUUCGUACGACGAAAGCGACCAUCUUGUAGCGAUUUCGAUGAGGAACUAGCUAAACGUAGUCGUACCUCAUCAUCUUCAGAAACCUAA